AUGAUGGUCACACUGCUCCAGGUGCCGGGUGAGAUUCACGUUGUCAGUUUCGUUCGCUUGGAAGUGGGUUUUCACAACGAAAUUGCCGAGGAAUCCGGAUCUUGGAGCGGCGGAAAAUGUCCGGGAAGUACGACAAGCUGCAGCAGCAGUUCCUCUGCUGCUAUCCGGUGAACAAGAUGGCCUGGUCGUCGGUCAAGUUGCCACUCAACUGGGAGGAUCAGCAGGAGCUGAUAGCGGCCACCUGUGGCCACCCGAUGAACCGGCGCUAUCCGGUGCGUCGCAGCUACCUGGAGGCGUUCCUCAAGCAGCUGAUGCACCUGCUCCGCGAUCAGGAGGAUGUGCACGACGAUAUAUACAGCAGUCUGUGCGGUCCGGUGGCGGACAACAAAGCGAGCACAGGAUCCACGUCCACGUACGCCUACAAGCACUAUCUCCUCGAACCGGGCGCCCACAUAACGCUCCGUGAGUCCACCAGCUUUGUGGCCGAGGGCACAACUGGAUUGUGCACCUGGGAAGCGGCUCUGGCCCUCGGCGAUUACCUCCUGCAGCACCGCGACCUGGUGCGUGGCAAGAACAUAGUGGAGCUGGGUGCCGGGGCCGGGCUCCUGGGCAUCCUGCUGAAACUCCCGGCCCUGCAGCUGCAAGUGGGUCAGGUCCUGCUGACCGAUGGCAGCGAGCCGUGCGUCCAGCUGAUGCGAGAGAAUAUCAGUCUGAAUUUCCAAGACACGCCCAAGGAGCAGAUGCCCAAGGCGGAGCAGCUGAACUGGGAUGCGGUCGGCACGUUCCCGUGGGAGUCGCAUGCGGAAACGGAUCUUCUGAUGGCCGCCGAUGUGAUCUACGAUGAUUCCCAGUUCGAUGCACUGCUGGGUGCCAUGGACUACUUGUACGCCCGUCGAGGAUGUGGGCUGGAAACCCUGCUGGCCAGCACGGUGCGAAAUGUGGACACGCUGCACAAGUUCAUGACUCAGCUGGGUGACUAUGGCUACAAGGUGACUCCAUGUGCGAACGUAUCGGCCUGUGCCAGCCACUUUUGUCGCGAUCACACCGCCGCCGUUCAGAUUAUCUCCAUAAGACGUUAGUUUUAGUCCUAAAAUAAACCGACACCACGAAACCAAA
Molecule: messenger RNA, 1116 nt
Organism: Drosophila yakuba
Lineage: Eukaryota; Metazoa; Arthropoda; Insecta; Diptera; Drosophilidae
Product: protein-lysine N-methyltransferase EEF2KMT
Exons: 3
Coding region: 117-1079 (320 amino acids)
Source: RefSeq, a predicted model, not a curated record